AUGAAGGACGCAUAUCCCAUCCUCGUGGCGGCCUUUGCCUGCAUGGGCACCUUUCUCUAUGGCGUCGAUACGGGCAUUGCCACUACAACCAUUGCCCACCCCAGCUGGGUCGAGUACAUGAAGCACCCGUCCAAUGGCCUCACGGGCUCCGUCGCAGCCAUCUACAUUGCCGGCGAGGCCAUUGGCGCCGUCAGCCAGGUUCUGUUCGCCGAUCGCCUCGGCCGGCUGCGCUUCAUGCAGCUGCAGUGCGUCCUCGUCACCAUCGGCUGCGCGAUCCAGACGGGCUCUGUCAACAUUGGCAUGUUCCUGGCCGGGCGCGUCCUCGCCGGCAUCGCCGUCGGCGCCCUCAGCGGCACCGUCCCCGUCUACCUGUCGGAAAUCAGCCCGCCCAACAUCCGCGGCAUGAUUGGCGGCCUCAACGGCGCCGGCCUCGCCCUCGGCACCAUGGUCUCCAACUGGCUGGGCUUCGCCUGCGGCUAUGCGCCCUACGGCCAGGUCCAGUGGCGCCUCCCCCUCGCCCUCCAAAUCCCCUGGGGCGUCAUCUUGUUCCUCGGCCUCGUCACCUUCAUGCCGCAGUCGCCGCGCCAGCUGAUCCAGCGCGGGAAGCUCGACGAGGCCCAGGCCGUGUUUGCGCGCAUCCGGAGCGACCUGCUGUCGGACGCGGUGCACGGCGAGUUUGCCCUCAUGAAGGCGCAGAUCGAGUACGAAGAGCAGCGCGAGAUCCCUUCGUGGCGGGAGAUGUGGCGGCUGUACCGGCACCGAAUCCUAGUGUCCGUCUCUGUCCAAGUUCUGACCAGCAUCACGGGUGUCAAUGUCAUCCAGUACUACCAAACCUCCCUGUACAAGUCUCUCGGCAUCACGUCCAACACGAUCCUCGCCCUCGCCGCUGUCUGGGGCACCUGCGCCUUCCUGGCCACGGCCGUCUCCAUCGUCUUCCUGCCCGACCGCUGGGGCCGCCGCAACAUGCUCCUCGCCGGCAUGGCUUGGGUCGUCUGGACCGAGGCCUACAGUGCCAUCCUCCAGUGGAAGUUCCAGCACUCCGACAACAAGGUCGGCAAGGGCUUUGCGCUGCUCGGCAUUUACUUGUUUGUCGUCGGCUACUACUGCCUCAUCAACCCCGUCACCUGGAUCUAUGGUGCCGAGGUCCUGCCCAUUGCCAUCCGCAGCCGCGUCAUGGGCAUCGCCGCCACCUGCCACUACGUCGUCAACGUGGGCAUCACCGAGGCCGGCCCCAGUGCGUUUGCCACCAUCGGCGAGAACUACUACUACGUCUUUGUCGGCUGCUGCGUCGUCUACUCCUUUAUCAUUUACUUUUACUAUCCCGAAACAAAGCAAAAGACACUCGAGGGCAUUGCCGCCGCCUUUGGCGACCACGUCGUCUCGGUCAAGGACGACGGCGAGCUUUCGGCCGAUCAGAAACCAAUGGUUGGACCGGAGCACAUUGAGUAG
Messenger RNA from Sporothrix brasiliensis 5110, 1449 nucleotides. RefSeq names its product MFS monosaccharide transporter (Hxt8). The transcript has 8 exons. Gene Ontology annotation, biological process: carbohydrate transport; transmembrane transport. The record is from RefSeq and is a predicted model, not a curated record. The coding region runs from base 1 to 1449 and encodes 482 amino acids. Gene Ontology annotation, cellular component: membrane. Gene Ontology annotation, molecular function: carbohydrate:proton symporter activity. NCBI's taxonomy places the organism in Eukaryota, Fungi, Ascomycota, Sordariomycetes, Ophiostomatales, Ophiostomataceae.